Messenger RNA from Cajanus cajan (pigeon pea), 1505 nucleotides. Its product is annotated as syntaxin-32. Gene Ontology annotation, biological process: endoplasmic reticulum to Golgi vesicle-mediated transport; vesicle fusion; intracellular protein transport. Gene Ontology annotation, cellular component: endomembrane system; SNARE complex; Golgi membrane. The record is from RefSeq and is a predicted model, not a curated record. Gene Ontology annotation, molecular function: SNAP receptor activity; SNARE binding. NCBI's taxonomy places the organism in Eukaryota, Viridiplantae, Streptophyta, Magnoliopsida, Fabales, Fabaceae.
AAAAGAAAAGACCCCAACCUAAAUUACACGAUGUUAGAACUUCGGAGGCAGAAAGAAACGAAACAAAUUCGUUCAGACACACACCUCCUCCUUCGUAUCCGUUUAUUCCCCUAACGAUUUCAUUACAUUCAUUACCACCGCAAAUGCAAUCCAAAUCCAAAUUCAAAUUCAAAUCCAAAUCCAAAUCCAAUCAAACUUCAACCUAGGGUUCUUAAUUCUUUCUUAUUCCUUUCACAGAUCUCGCUUCCCGCGAAUUUCCGCAACGGAAAAAUGCACGUGAAAUCGGCGCACUCGUCGUUCCGGGAUCGCACACCGGAGUUCCACAGCAUCACCGAGCGGUUGAAGAAGUCCGGAUCAGGGCCCAAUGGGCCCACCAGCAGUUCUUCCCGAUCGGAGGAACAGCGAUCCGCCAUCGCAAACCAAUCCGAGUUCAACCGAAGAGCCUCCAAAAUCGGCUUCGGGAUUCACCAAACGUCGCAGAAGCUCGCGAAGCUCGCCAAGUUGGCGAAGAGGACUUCGGUUUUCGAUGACCCUACCAUGGAAAUCCAAGAGCUCACGGGUGUUAUAAAGCAGGAUAUCACCGCUCUGAACUCUGCGGUUGUGGAUCUUCAGUUGCUAUGCAACUCUAGAAACGAGAGCGGAAACGUUUCUACGGACACCACUAGCCAUUCGAGCACGGUGGUCGAUGAUUUGAAGACGCGGUUGAUGAGCACCACCAAAGAGUUUAAGGAUGUUCUCACCAUGAGAACUGAGAACAUGAAAGUGCAUGAGAAUAGAAGACAGUUGUUUUCGUCUUCUGCUACUAAGGAUUCUGCGAAUCCUUUCAUUCGGCAACGGCCGUUGGCUGCAAGGGCGGCUGCUAGUACUUCUAAUGCCCCUGCGCUUCCGUGGGCUAAUGGGUCGCCAUCUUCGUCUCAGGUGUUUCCUAAGAAGCAAGUGGAUGGGGAGAGUCAACCAUUGUUGCAACAACAACAACAGCAGCAACAGCAGGAGGCAGUUCCGUUGCAAGAUAGUUACAUGCAAAGCAGAACUGAAGCUCUUCAGAAUGUUGAGUCCACUAUUCACGAGCUUAGCAACAUUUUUAAUCAGUUAGCAACACUUGUUUCCCAACAAGGAGAAGUGGCCAUCAGGAUUGAUGAAAACAUGGAUGAUACAUUGGCAAAUGUAGAGGGGGCACAAGGGGCUUUGUUGAAGUAUCUCAACAGCAUAUCUUCUAAUCGGUGGUUGAUGAUCAAAAUUUUCUUUGUACUAAUAUUUUUCCUUACAGUUUUCUUAUUUUUUGUGGCAUAGUCAUUGGGGUGACAAAGAAAUGAAAACAAAGACGCGAGUGUCGGCCUUCUGUAUUUCUUCAAUAUUUAUUUCUUCAAAUAUAUAUAUUCAUUCCUGCAGAGUUUAACUUAAGACCAGGUUUGUCAAAUAAUGUACGUAUUGAUAUACAUGUAACAAGGUUAAGAACCGUGUGCACGAUUAUUAUACUACAGUGGAGGUCUUCUGUAAUAUUUAAU